Lodderomyces oxycetoniae is the source of this 1680-nucleotide messenger RNA. It is a transcript of the gene NOC4, whose product is annotated as ribosome biosynthesis protein. Gene Ontology annotation, biological process: ribosome biogenesis. The transcript has a single exon. The coding region runs from base 1 to 1680 and encodes 559 amino acids. The record is from RefSeq and is a predicted model, not a curated record. Gene Ontology annotation, cellular component: Noc4p-Nop14p complex; nucleolus; small-subunit processome. NCBI's taxonomy places the organism in Eukaryota, Fungi, Ascomycota, Pichiomycetes, Serinales, Debaryomycetaceae.
AUGCCUCCCAAAAGAAAACUAGCCAAGCAGCGUGAGUUUGAAGCUAAUAAGAAAUUCAGGAAUGAAAAAAAGUUGAAACUUGAAACAGCAGAAAAGAUUCAAUCUUUAGCUGAUGAGAUCCAAAGUCAUGCAAGGUAUAAUAACUUUGUUAUCUUGUUGAGUCAGUUUGAAAGAGUGAUUGAUGAAAUAGAAAGCGGAAACGAAAAUGAAACUGGGGCAAAGAUUGAGACUGAUCAAGAGAUUGAAAUGCAAGGUCGGACUAUAGCUCUUGCAUUAUACAAAUGUUUUCAAUUUCUACAUAAGGAAGGGAAAUUACGAAUUCAGAAGCAGCAGAACGAAGGUGAGAAAAUAGUAACUAAAUGGUUACUAGAAAAGUAUCAGAACUUUAAAAACAUUAUUGCUGCUGUAUUGAAGAAAGAUCUCAAGCUUGGUAAAUCACUUGAAUUGGAUUUACUUGAUAUUAUACUAAAAUUUGUCAAACUAGAGGGUCAACAAAACAAAGAUAAACAAUUUCCAAUAGAAACAUAUAAGCUUUUAAUUGAGGCACUAAUGGAUAACAAUAUAACCAAGAUUUUAUCAGAUGGCUUAGCGGACAAUUUUCUAGUUUUGGAGUUUAUCAAUUCUUUUCAAAAGUAUUGGGAUUUACAAUUUUAUUUUUUCAAUAUCACCAGUGAUUUGCUAGGCAAGUGGAAAGAUUCACGAUCGCCUUUGCAGUUGCAGAAAAUUGUAUCUAAUUUUGUAACCAUAAUAAGAAAUGGUUUACUCUUCAAUACUGAUAAUCUUGAACAAGAACCAACUUGGAUCAGCAAAGAAAACUUGUCUUGUACUCUAUACAAGCAUACACAAUUCAAGUCUCAAUUUCAGAAAUGCAUAUCGACUAUUCUAGCGUAUCCUUUGAUAUCGUGUCAGUAUAAGUCAUUGUUAUUGAUACUACACAAGAGAAUCAUACCUUAUUUAUCGCAUCCACAGAGUUUAAUGGAUUUUUUGACUGAUUCCUAUAAUAUUCAACAAGACUUGAUCAUUCCCAUUUUGGCCCUCAAUUCCUUAUAUGAAUUGAUGAAGAACUACAAUGUUGAAUACUCUGAUUUUUACACUAAACUAUACUCCUUAUUGAGGCCAGAGUUGCUAUAUACUAGAUACAGAUCGAGAUUCUUUAGAUUAUGUGAUUUAUUCUUGUCUUCGACACACUUGUCGGCGAAUUUGGUGGCAUCAUUUAUAAAGAAAUUGGCAAAGUUGUCAUUGACAUCGAGUGCUCCCGGUACAGUGCUAAUCAUACCAUUCAUAUACAACUUACUAAAGAGACAUCCAACCUGCAUGAUCAUGAUACAUAAUACAAGCCAAAAGAGGGAUACGGGUGCUUUUCAAGAUCCAUUUAAUAAUCAUGAAAUGAAUCCAAUGAAUACGAAUGCUUUAAACUCGUCACUAUGGGAGUUGGAAACAUUAAUGAGUCAUUAUCACCCAAACAUUGCCACUUUAGCAAAGAUCUUUAGUGAACCAUUUAGAAAACCAAGUUACAAUUUGGAAGAUUUUUUAGAUUGGAGCUAUAAGAGUUUAUUAGAGACUGAAAAAUCUAGAAAAUACAAGAGCCAAAACUCUGCUUUAGAAUAUGAAGAAUUCGAUCUGAUUUUUGAUAACAAGGACAAUAUGACUAAUGUCUUGCUAAAAGGUUGGACAUUGUAA